AUGGUUGGCAUUAGAUGGAGUAGUUUCUGUUCAGUGACUAGGCUCAUCAGCCGAAGGCGUGAUCUCUUCAACUUCUGCGACCCAGAUGAGUCUGGGAACAUCUCUAAGGAAGAGUUCCAGGGUGCGUGGGACCUGCUCGUCGACCUUCCCCCGGAGGUCUUCGGCAUGGAGGGCACUUCGCUGAAGGGCAGCCCAGAGCAGGCCUGGGAAGCUGCUGCCGGCGACGAGCGCAGCCACCUCACCUUCGCCCAGUUCGCGAAGUGGGCGGCAGCGGACAUGAAGAUUCAGCUGCCUGUGGGCGUGGAUCCGUCCGACACUGCCGCAGAUCGGCCGUGCCGCUUCCAGUACAAAGACCGCUGCCCUUGCGUGAAUUUCAAGGCCACGGCUGCGAAUCCGACGAUGUGCGAGUGCGGCCACAAGAGCUCCGCACACCUCUCUGAUGUGGCCCUGAUGACACAGGAAGAGCAGGAGGUCUUGAACAAGCUGAAGCGUAGGGCGCUUGGCCGUGGUGCCUCCAAGACCUCGCUGUUCGCGCCUGCCAGGAAGCCCGGUGUUACCUUCGUUACAGAUCCAGAAGUCCUGGCGGCAUUGCAAGAGCUGCUGUCGCAGACCCACAAGGAUCAUGACAACUGGACUCGCGACAGAGGCUGUGCGCUCCAUGGGCGCCACCGCUGUGAGGCCAGCUGCCUCUUCCGACACAGAGCACCGGUUCCCACUGGCUACAAGCUCAUUCGUGCCGAGAGGAACAGAAAUCCUGCCCUGUACCACACAUACGCCACGACUCGAGGCGCCAUCAAGCAGGAGACCAUUAUUGGCAGCCUCCCUUUUGUCACGGUCAGUCCCAAGAGUGCCUGUGAUAUUCCACACGAAGAGAGUUUGGAUCCGCAGGUGAACGAGUGGCGGUUGCUCCAUGGUACCAGCCUCCAGGCGUGCAAAGGCAUUUGUGCAUCCAACUUCCGGCUGAAAAUGGCUGGAAGUGGGGCGACCUGGAAAGAGCCUGGCAUGGGCACUGGACGACCCUUGUACGGCUACGGAGUCUACUGUGCAGAGAGCUCCACCAAGGCCGACGAGUAUGCAGAGGAGAUCCGUGGCGGGCUGCCCAGCGACGAAGGUUGCCAUGCGAUGCUUGUGUGCCGUGUUGUGGGCGGCCUUUGUCGCAUCGUGGACACGAAUGAGUUUGACCCAGAUGACUUGCGGCAGGAUGUGCUGGAUGGGCCUUACCACUCCGUCCUUGGCGAUCGUGUUGUGAAGCUUAAGAUGCUGGCCGCGCAAGCAACACCACCGACAACCUCUCACACACGAAGCCACAUCCAUGUCACCCUGCUGGCUCCAUGUGGUCAUGACGGUGCGGCCGUGAAGCCAUUCCGGGAGAUCGUUGUCCAUGACAACAACCAGAUCUUCCCAGAGUUCAUUCUGUACUACAAGAGGCUGGGCAUUCCAGAGUGA
Messenger RNA from Symbiodinium sp. CCMP2592, 1446 nucleotides. The record is from the annotation of a GenBank genome assembly. Lineage: Eukaryota; Dinophyceae; Suessiales; Symbiodiniaceae.